UGUACAUUCGAUGCAUGUGUUACAUAUCUGCUAUGUACAUUGUACAUUAUGCAUGUACAUAUAAGUUCUACAUAUGUUUUAGUAGAUAUAGCGCAUCAUAAAUGCUGUAGUUAGUAGUUAUAAGUACUUUAGUAAAUUUUUGUGACAACUUAUCAUUCCAAUAAUUAUAUAAAUACAGAAAAUCAUGUUCGUUUUUGUAUAUGGGACCCUAAAGUUUGGCGAACCAAAUCAUCACUGGCUAACCGACCCAGCCCAUGGUUUCGCCAAAUUUGUUGGAGAAGGGACAACAAAGCAGUUGUACCCCUUGGUCAUAGCAUCCAAGUACAAUAUUCCAUUUCUCUUGGAUAGUCCUCGUACGGGCAAGCACAUUCGUGGAGAAGUUUAUGAAAUUGAUGACAAGAUGCUGGCCAAUUUGGACAUUUUGGAGGAAUACCCAAAACUUUACACGCGGAGAGAGGAGGAGAUUGACCUGCAUUGUGACAAUGAGGGGACUUCAAGAGUGGUGCAGGCCGUUGCCUAUUUCUUGUCCAACUUUCAACCUACACUCCUAGAAAGACCUCAUCUAGACUGCUAUCAGUCUGAAGGGACCCACAACCUUCCCUACAUAGCUAGUGAAGACGAUCUGGCUGAUGCGAAGGAUAUCUAAUAAAAAUCAUCCAUGCACUUUCAUGAGACGCAAAUCUUUUAAAAUUCAGAUAAAUGAUUUUUGUCAAGGAAUAAUUUACAAAUAACAGAAGAAAUUUUUAAACUUUAUAAUAUUCAUAACUCAAUUAGCAUUUGUAUUCAAGACGUUUUAAUAAAUUUUUUUGAUGAAA
Messenger RNA from Folsomia candida, 815 nucleotides. RefSeq names its product putative gamma-glutamylcyclotransferase CG2811. Bases 185 to 646 code for a protein of 153 amino acids. The transcript has 3 exons. NCBI's taxonomy places the organism in Eukaryota, Metazoa, Arthropoda, Collembola, Entomobryomorpha, Isotomidae. The record is from RefSeq and is a predicted model, not a curated record. Gene Ontology annotation, molecular function: gamma-glutamylaminecyclotransferase activity.